Molecule: messenger RNA, 4363 nt
Organism: Nymphalis io (European peacock)
Lineage: Eukaryota; Metazoa; Arthropoda; Insecta; Lepidoptera; Nymphalidae
Product: unextended protein-like
Exons: 14
Coding region: 13-2823 (936 amino acids)
Biological process (GO): magnesium ion homeostasis; transport
Cellular component (GO): plasma membrane
Molecular function (GO): transmembrane transporter activity
Source: RefSeq, a predicted model, not a curated record
GUAGAGGUUGACAUGGCUCAUGUGCGCGUAUCACGGACUAGUGGUGCAAUUUUAUUGUUGUUUCUUAUACAAAAUACGCUCGCCGUCUCCCCGCCAUGGAUAUUAUCUGUCGAUGUGAAAAAUUACACGUGUUCUGAAAUCGUAUGUGAUUAUUUGUUGCGUGUGAACGGGGAGUUUCGUUCUUGGUCGUUAACCUCUGAGCCGGGCGAUUUGUGUAUUUAUAUUUCAAACAUAAAUCCUGUCGGUAAUGAUGUUAAAUUACAAGUUGAUAAGUCUAAAACGUUGUACUUCUGUGCGGAAGGUGAUGAUGGUGGAUGGUACCAGCAGGAGUUCUAUUUGGGUGGCAGUGACGUCAUCUCGCGUAAGGAACGGUUAUCGGACAAUGAAAUCGAAGACACGCUCCGUGGAGAGGUAGACGAUCUUGUGGAAGAUGAUAAAACAAAGACAUUUUACAGAGAUUUAGCUGUGAACAAAUACGGCGAUGAGGCCGAAGAUGUGGUCGUCGAAACGUUCUCCUACGAGAAUCCUAAUGAAAAAUUCUCUAGGAUCAGAAGACAAGCUGAAGAAGAUGUGAAUGCAACGACACCGGAAUUAGAGACUACAUCAGAAUCAAGUUUGGGUGAGAAAGUGAAAGCUGUUAGUAAUGCUACAAUUAAAGUGAUGGGCUUGAGAAUUGAGGAGUCCAAAAAGGAACCGAAGAUCGUUGACGAGAUGAUACCAAGUGUUCUCAGAGAGACUCUCUUCACGAUGAGGCUGUUCGGUGAAGGGUUCACUGAUGAAACUGUUAUAGCGUUCACUCACGUGCCUGAAAACUACGGGACACCUUGCCAUUUCCUCCUGAAUGGAGAGUAUAAGGUUAAAUUAGCGGAUACGAACUCAGCACUCUUCGAGUUGAUGGCACCACCUCCACUGGAGGAUUACAAAUUUUAUAUAUGUGCGAAGAGAUCGCCUACCGAAGAUUUUGUGCACCAGGGUAAGGAGAAGUGGAAAAUUUUGGGUACCCACAACAAGCUGUUACCUCUAUGGGCUUCCCUGAUUUUAAUUGUCAUUUUACUGAUGCUGGCUUCGCUUUUCUCUGGUUUGAAUCUUGGUCUGAUGGCACUGGAUAGGACUGAGUUGAAGAUUAUAGCGAAUACGGGAACGGAUAAGGAGAGGAAGUACGCAAGAGCGAUCAUGCCUGUACGAUCUCAUGGGAACUACCUUCUUUGUACGAUUCUGCUCAGCAACGUCGCCGUGAACAGUACAUUUACUGUAAUUUUGGACGAUUUAACAUCUGGUCUGGUCGCUGUUAUUGGUUCGACUUUGGCGAUUGUGUUCAUCGCAGAGAUCACGCCGCAGGCGAUAUGCGCGAGGCACGGGUUGCUGGUCGGUGCGAAGAGUAUCUGGAUAAUGAAGAUUGUGAUGGGUAUAUGCGCUCCACUAGCUUGGCCGACCAGUAAACUUUUGGACUACUUCCUCGGCGAGGAAAUCGGUACCCACUACAACAGGGAAAGACUAAAGGAACUUGUUAAAGUAACUAACCACGUGAACGACUUAGAUAAGGAAGAAGUGAACAUCAUUUCUGGUGCUCUCGACCUUCGCAAGAAAACAGUGAAGGACGUGAUGACGAAGCUCAAGGAUGUUUACAUGUUGCCCCUCAACAGCGUGAUGGAUUUCGAAACAUUGACCGAGAUCGUCAAAUCUGGUUACUCCCGCAUCCCGGUGUACGAGGGAAACCGCGGUAACAUAGUGACAGUGCUGUUCAUCAAGGACCUGGCCUUCGUCGACCCCGACGACAACACGCCGCUGAGGACCCUCUGCCAGUACUACCAGAACCCGUGCAACUUCGUCUUCGAGGAUGUCACCCUGGAUGUGAUGCUACGGCAGUUUAAAGAAGGUCACAAGGGACAUAUGGCAUUCGUCCAACGUAUAGAGGAAGGCGACGGUGACCCAGUAUACGAAACGAUAGGUCUGCUCACGUUGGAGGACGUCAUUGAAGAGAUGAUUCAAGCCGAGAUUGUUGACGAGAGUGACGUCAUCAGCGACAACCGCACCAAGAAGCGCCUGAUGCGGCCCAUGAACAAGCUGCACGACAUCGCGUCGUUCGCCGGCCACCAGCACCAGCGCGUGCACGUGUCGCCGCAGCUCGUGCUCGCCACCUUCCAGUUCCUCAGCACCAGUGUCGAUCCGUUCCGAGCGGACAUGAUCUCCGAGACGGUGCUCCGUCGUCUGCUCAAGCAGGACGUCAUCCAGCACAUCAAGCUCCGAGGCGACGAGGACAAGAACGAUCCCAAGAGAUACGUCUUCCAGGAGGGAAAAUCGGUGGACUACUUCGUGCUGAUCCUAGAGGGUCGUGUGGAGGUGACAGUGGGGCGUGAGAACCUGGUGUUCGAAGCGGGACCAUUCACAUACUUUGGAGUGCAGGCGUUGACACAGAAUGUCGGCCUUGCCGAGUCGCCCGCGCCGUCCACGCUGGGCUCGCUGCAGAACCUGAACAUGGACUCCAUGCUGCGCCACACCUUCGUGCCGGACUACUCCGUGCGCGCCAUCGCUGAGCUGUACUACCUCACCAUUAAGAGAUCAAUGUACUUAGCGGCGAAGCGCGCUACGUUGAUGGAGAAGGGCGCACUCAACAAGGGGGGGACGAACGAGCAAAUCGAACCGGAAGUCGAUAAGCUACUCCGAGAAGGCGACAAACUCGAUGAAAUCGUUGAAAAUCAAAAUGAAAAAUCUCCGUCUAAACUGUCAACACCAAUGUCAGCCAGCCCUCACACUAACUCCACCUUCAAAGCUCGCGGCAAGUUUGAACAAAAUCCCGAAGAAGAAAAACUUCUGAAGAAGUAAAACUACAAAAAUAUUAGAAGACGACAGGCAACACUGCCAUAACUAACAUUUAUGACAAUUUCGCGGUGAAAGCUUAAUUUCGUAUAAAAUAUUUUUCAAUUUUACGUAAGUUAAAGAUUUUUUUUUCUGUUAGUAUUUAAUAUGCAUUUGUUGCGUUAACAAUCUAGAUUUAGACGUAGGUUUAGGAGAUUACAGUACUUAUUUCGCGUUUUUUUAUAUUUAUAUAUAUGGCAAUACUCGUUUGCCUCUGUUUGCUAGAGACGUAUUUGCGUUUUUAUAAUCUAUAAAUUUAAUUAAAUCACACGUUAUUAUAAUAUAUUUUAAAUAUUUUUGAAGUGUUGUAUAUAAAGCCAGUACACGUUGGGUCAGUGUGUUAAUAAUCAAUUGGUUACAUGUUGGCGUGUUGGUCAUUUGUCAUUGGCCUUAUUCUUUUGAACUACAACCGCCGAAUUAUUACUACAGCGCGUACUUUUAUUACGAGAAGUAAAAAAAUGCGAAUCCAAGCAUAAAGUUUAUAAUAAAAAUAAUUUUAUGUUAAAUUCUGUAUUUAGCAACAUUUUAUAUCUAUUGCAUACUAUUGCAUACUGCCAGCAUUACUUAAAUACGUAAUAAUUAUAUUGUAUUAUUAUAAUAAUUUUAAAUAAACUCUUGAACAAUACAGCUAAUCCUAAAUAUUUGGCCAAAAUGUGAAUGCUGUCGUAGAGCGUUAAGAUUAUUUGAAGUUUGCCCAAAAAUGGCUGGUCGGCCAAAGCUCACCGCCAAUGACAAAAAGUUGUUCCAACGUGUACCAGGCACGUUACAAGAAUUUAGUUGUUUUUUAUUAUUAAUAGAUACAAAUUUUUAUAUAUGUCAAAAAAAUUUAUUAUUUUUGAUGAAAACGCAAAAUGUCACUACAUCCCUAUUUACGUGUUUAUUUACAUUUUUAUAUAAUUGUUAUUUACGCAAUUUAUAUAGUAUAUAAAAUAAUUAUAGUAUAUGAAUGUUAUUAUAGAUUAUACAAAAAAUAUUCAAUCGUACAAAUUCCAUCCAUAUUUAAAUUUGUCAUCCAUUCAUUCAUUUUUUAAAUGCCGUUGCUUUUUUAUAACCUGUGUUUUAGUAUUCUAUGCCUCGCGUUAUAAUCACAGAGUGAUUUAAAAAAUUGUGCAAUUCUAGAUAAAUCUAUUUUUAUCAAAACAUUUAAAAGCAUCAUUAUUACUAUAAAUAAUUGUUAAUUAUUUUAUAGAAUAGAGUAAAUUAUCUAAUGUCUGAAUGCACUGUGUUCCUUGUUCAAAUUGUGCCUUAUUAUAUUAAAAAACAGGUGCUUUUCCGUUAAAAAUCCAACAAACAACUUACCUACUAAGUAUUUUUUUAACCUUUUAUGAGUAAUCGUAGUUUUAUGGCAACAUUAAUUGACAGCGUGACAGCUGUCAAUGUAAUUUAAAUUUCGAAUAUUUUAAACUUUAACAUUCGUAUUUUAACGUAAUUUAAAAGGUGUUUAAAUAUAUUUAUUAUGUACCAAAUAUACUGUUUUACAAUGUCACAUUUAUAAUAAAUAUAUAUA